UGUACAGCCGGCUACCUCCGCUGCAGCCAAUCGGCUGAGGGCAGCCCGGACUCCGGCGCGGCUCGUGUGGCGCACACGGCUCAUCCCCUCCCGGCCGCCGGGGAGCUCGUCUCUGAAGCCCGCACCAGCGCAGCACAAGACACGGGGGCCCCAGUCCGAGCAGCAGCAUGUCGGGCCCCGGACUGCACGGGGAGAAGCGGGGCGAGGACUCCGGGCUGCUGCUGGAGUUGCUGGGGGAGAAGCUGGUGACGGCGGAGCGGGAGGAGGUGGACGUGCAGUCUCUGGGCUCCCGGGUGUCCCUCCUCGGGCUGCUCUUCGGCUGCGGGGUGAGCGCUCCCUGCCUGCAGCUGCUGCCCAGCCUCAGCGACUUCUACGGCAAGACCCGGGACCGGCUGGAGGUCGUCUUCAUCUCUUCGGACCCCGACCAGAAGAAAUGGCAGCUCUUCCUGAAGGACAUGCCCUGGCUGGCACUCCCGUACCAGGAGAAGCAUAAGAAGUUGAAACUUUGGAACAAGUACAGAAUUUCCAACAUUCCCUCCCUUAUCUUUAUUGAAGCAUCUACCGGGAAGGUUGUGUGUAGAAACGGCCUCUUAUUAAUAAGAGAUGACCCAGAAGGUCUAGAGUUCCCUUGGGGUCCAAAGCCCUUCAGUGAAGUUAUUGCAGGCCCUUUGCUCAGGAAGAAUGGCCAGUCCCAGGAUAGUAGUACCCUGGAAGGCUCUUAUGUUGGUGUAUAUUUCUCUGCACACUGGUGUCCUCCAUGUCGAAGUCUGACCAGAGUCCUGGUGGAGUCUUACCGGAAAAUUAAAGAGUUGGGUCAAAAGUUUGAAAUUAUUCUAGUUAGUGCUGACAGAUCUGAAGAAUCCUUUAAACAGUAUUUCAGUGAAAUGCCUUGGCUGGCUGUUCCAUAUAGUGAUGAGGCAAGACGAUCACGGCUGAACAGAUUAUAUGGAAUACAAGGCAUUCCAAAUCUCAUUAUAUUGGAUCCAAAAGGAGAGGUCAUUACACGACAAGGGAGAGUGGAAGUUCUUCAUGACAUUGACUGUAAAGAGUUCCCAUGGUACCCUAAACCUGUUGUGGAACUGACAGAGUUAAAUGCCGUUCAGCUGAAUGAGGGUCCCUGCCUUGUCCUUUUUGUAGACUCUGAAGAUGAAGGCGAGUCAGAGGCAGCAAAACAGCUCGUUCAACCCAUAGCGGAGAAAAUUAUAGCACAAUAUAAAGCCAAAGAUGAGGAAGCACCACUACUGUUCUUUGUGGCCAGUGAGGAUGACAUGACGGACUCCCUGCGGGAUUUCACUAACCUCCCAGAAGCUGCGCCUCUGCUGACCAUACUGGACAUGUCUGCCCGGGCAAAGUAUGUCAUGGAUGUGGAGGAGAUCACGCCGGAUAUUGUGGAGAAUUUCGUCAACGACUUCCUAGCAGAAAAACUGAAACCGGAGCCUAUUUAACAAGAUCUCGAUCAGUAUUCAUGCCUUGCAUAAAGAAUUAUUAUUUAAGAACACAAAUGCUUACCCUGUCGCCAUAAGGAUUUUAUCAUAUUAUCUCUCCAGAGAACGCCUUGUCAAGGUGCCUUUUGUGUCAUGGUUUUAAAAACUGAUCCUCUACCAGAACUGUCUGUUGCCAAAAGCCUCUUCUGAAACCCUCGCCAUCGUUUUGUAUUCCAAGCCUGGAUUUGUAUCUGUCAUCAGCGGUAGACCCUAAACCUCUGUCAUUGAGAAUUCCCUUUAUAUGGGUUUGAUAUGAUAACUGGGUUUGUAGUAAAUGUGUUUUUUAGAAUUGGAUUGGUCACCUGUCCUCCCUGUCAGGUUCCCACUGCAUUUAUCAUGCAUUCUCCUGUGUUUCACAUACGUUUUCUUUGCUUCCUAGCUUUUUUUAUGUUCCAGAGCCUUGUGAGCAGGGAUUCACCCAUCAGUAUUCAGUGUUCUCGAUUGGAUGGUAUUAGCAGUGCUGUGCACAUAACUUGUUGCCUGGCUUUCAGCCUCUUACCCUCAAUUCAUCACUGGCUUGCUUGUGAUAUCUCUCGUUGUUACCAAGCCCUCACAUCUUCAUGUAAAACACCAAUCUGUCAUCUUUAGGAGUAACUUAUAUUUUGUAUAUUGCUUUUACAACAAUUUCAGCUUCUGAACAGAACUAGAGACGUGUAACGUUUGUAGGGUUCGAUAAAGUCCACUCAUCAUCAUUAAUCACACAAAAUCCUUGUGACAUUACUCAGAACUUCUGUACUAGUGAUGCAAACAUACGUCCUUCUCAAGACUGGCACACAUUUAUUUUUUCUUGUACCUUGCACUGAACAAGGUAGGCGAGUGAAAAACGUGGAAAUGUUUCGGACAAGUCGAGUCUGGUGUUUUGUCGUGAUUUUCUUCUCACCAAACAAUGAGGAUGUCUGUCACCACAAAAUUCACAGUUAAGCCAAGCUCAAUAACUCGUGGGGCUAGCUCAGCUGAAUGUAGUGAUACCUUAAACUUAGGGCCCAUGCACACGACCGUAGGCUGACAGGUCCGUUUAAUGGGUCUGGAUCCGUCUGCGUAAUCCGCACGCAAAUUGCUGUCCCCAAUGCACUGAACGGCCGUGUGCAUGACCCCCUAGAGAUAUGUUGAUUCAUUCAGGAGGAAAAGUACGGUUUAUCCAUUUGCAAAUGAACAGGUAAGUGCACCAAGGCCAGGCCCAAGCCACUUUGUUUAUCUUUGCCCUCCCUGCAUAGUCAUCUUGCCAGGCCGAGGAGAUGUAGCCGGCUGGCAGGAGAAGCAAGGUGCACGUAGAAGCUUGGGCCCACCCUCAGUGCACUUAACAGCUCAUUUGCAUAUGGCAUUCAAAGUACUAAUUCUCCAGACUAAAGCAACAGAUCCCUAAGUAAAAGGUAUCAUUACAUUCAGCUAAGCUAGCUGUACAAGGUAUUGUGCCCGGUUUACCAGUGAGUUUCCUGGUGACAGAUUCACUUUAACAGAAUGGAUGCUUAAAGUUGUGCUGUGACACUACUAGAAGUGUUAUGCCUGGCUGCUUGACCAGUCCGCCGAUCUACACGCCAUAUAGAAUUGAUUGAUGGCUCCAGGUAUUUGUUACUGUGUUCCCUAGACAAACAGAAAAAUGGUUUCAAUAAAGUGGUCUUAUGUCUAAUUA
Bufo gargarizans (Asiatic toad) is the source of this 3114-nucleotide messenger RNA. It is a transcript of the gene NXN, whose product is annotated as nucleoredoxin. Bases 168 to 1445 code for a protein of 425 amino acids. NCBI's taxonomy places the organism in Eukaryota, Metazoa, Chordata, Amphibia, Anura, Bufonidae. The transcript is spliced from 8 exons. The record is from RefSeq and is a predicted model, not a curated record. Gene Ontology annotation, molecular function: thioredoxin-disulfide reductase (NADPH) activity.